UGGUAUGGUACCCCAUCUACAUUGUACGCGUUAUUCAAGAGCCAUGUAGAUAAUUAUAAACAUAGUCGGUCCAUUUUUAUGUUAAAUAAAGAUCAGAAGUCAUGGUUACCUGUAUGUGAAACACGAUAUGUUGUAGAUCAACCCCAUCCGGUAGCCACAAGAGAACUUCGCACUACGUCACGUAAAACAGUCUCCGUGAAACGGUCGUAGAUCCCGGUCUGGCGACCCACCCGGCGACGAUGACGGCCUGUGCGGUGCUGCAGCACGAGCAGCUAACGCAGGAGAUCCAGCAGUACGGAGAAUGCCUGCUAGAGGAAGCCGCGAAGCUGCUCACGAAGCAGAAGUUGGUCGACGGCAGCGUUCAGACGGCUGGCGGCACCUACUCGUUCACCUGCCACCGGCUGUUGCUGGCCACCUGCAAUCCUCGCCUCACAGACCAGGUGCUGCUGAAGAGGUCACUGCCGUCGUACACGCUGAACGUGCGCAGCCAGUACAUUCUCAACGUCUUCAAGUGCUACCUGUACACGGGCACGAUACACCUGCACGAGGCCGACGUCACGGCGACCAUCGACGAGAUGGACGACAAAUUCCUGUUUCCGGAGAUCAAGCAGGCGUUCGAGGUGUUCACGACGAUACUGGCGAAAAACAUGAACAAGUCCAAGUUUCUCGUGAAGGGGAAAGGCUUGUGGGAUCUGACGGCGUAUGUCGAGGUGACGUCGAAAGAGCCUCUCGUCUGCAAGUUUGACAUUCGAAAGAUGCGGAUACGAAUCAUGCUGAGCUUACUCGGCAAGUUGUAUUACCGCUCGCAGAGUCACACCCACCACGAGCAGUUUGACAUCCUCGUCGGAUCGUCGGAUUCAACUUCAAAAAAGUCUGUGAUGUUCGGAGCUCACAAGCUCGUCCUCGCGAUCGCAUGCAGCAAAAUCACGCCACUGCUUCUCCAAAAUAAUAACGUCCCCGCUAUUAAGUUUGGCGGGGUGGUGACGGAGCGAGCGAUUUCGGCAACGUUGAAGUCCGUGUACACGAGCGUGACUGAUCUAGAACAGAAGCACGAUGCGGGCCGCAUGGUAGAUAAGAAACUCUGCUGGGAGGUGAUGAAGUCUGCGCAGACGUUUGGAAUGGCCUCGCUCGAGCGCACGUGUCACGCGCUGCUCCAGGCUGGCAGUGAACUCAAAGCACCUGUCUCUAGUAAAGUGGCAGUGCCGACACAGCUUGUGCAAGUGAAGACGGAGCCAAAAGAUGCCGUUCCACCUCCAGCAUCGACGCAGAGUGCACAGCCAGCGACCGCAGCUCCCGACACGAACGCUAAUGGUGCCGAGGAGGGCGGGAGCGCGUCUCCUCCGCCUGCGCCCCAGUCUCGCGGCGACAGCGAUGCGGACGAGCCGGCGACGCGGUACGGCUACCGGCUGCUGGCGCGGCUCAACGCGAUGCGCGUCGCCGAGCAGCUGACGGACGCGUUCAUCGUGGGGCGCGGCGGCGCGCGCUGCAUGGUCACCGUGCACAAGCUGAUGCUGGCGGUGACGAGCACGUACACGCGCAGCCACCUCGACCGCUCGCUCUGCUCAAACACGUUCGUCUUCAGCUGCCACAAGGAGAUCCUUCUCGCCCUCGCUCGCUUUCUCUACACCGGCGUCAUCGAGCUGAACGAGACUCUGCUGGGACUCUCCGACAAGGUCGUGCAGGCGUUCCACGUCGAGGACUUCAGCCGCGUCGUCGACAUCUUCCGACGGCUCGUGGCGCUGAAGGAGGUGAUGCCCGGCGGCGGCGAGGCGGCGUGGCGCGCGAUCCUCGCUGCCGAGAGCCGCCGCCUCGACGGAGACAUCCGGCUGCUCAGCGCCGAGCCGCUCUCCUGCCGGUUUGACGUGCGGCUGCAGCGGCUGCGCUCGACCUUCCUCGGCCUCAAGUACAUCUACGCACAGAUGAUGUACACCGACGUGAAGGUGGUCGGCUGCGGCGCGGGCGAGGCGCAGGUACGGACGGCUCAUCGCGUCGUCGUUGCCGCGGCGAUGCCUGACUGCGUGCGGUCGGUGCUGGUGAGCGACUCGAGCGUCGACACCGUCUGCUUCGACGACGUCAGCGACGCGGUCGUCGAGGUCAUCCUCAGGUUCAUCUACUCGGGGAAGCUGACGCUGCCAGAAGGAAGCCAGGUUGAUGCCGACAUGCUUGCCUGCAUACACAAGGUGGCUAUCAGCAUUGAGCUACCGGAGUUAGCAGAUAUUGCACAGCAGUUGUUGGAACCUUUACACAAGGGAGAUCUGUCCGAGCAGGCGUAUAGAGUGACGUGUUCGGUCAUGAAAGCUGAUGCAAAAGUCUGCAAUAUUUUGCAAGAAACAAGCUCCAGCCUGAUGGUUCUGAGAGUGAAAAUUCAUUAUGACCAGCCGGUGAUCGUCAGUGUCAGUGCAGACAAGAAGGGUGCCACGGAAGCCAUGCUAGCUGCAACCGACGUAGCCAGUACCCAGACCACGUGUGCGCCUGGUGUGGAGGAAACGGAGCAGACGCCUCUGGCCAUAUUCAAGCAGCAGGCAAAGAAGUUUCUCUGGCAUUCUGGGCGAAGCUCUUGCCUGGCCAAUGACAUGGCGAAGAUUAACAUAUUCAUCAGGCAGACGUGGCGCGAUCUUACCUAUCAGCAGAAACGCAUUUAUUCGGUAUCGGGCAAGAUUGACUUUGACGAGAUAUUUAGUUUGGAGAAGGUUGCAGAGUUUAAAGAUUUCUAUAGUGAAGAUGAACACGAAGCCAAGCGCCAGCGUCCGGGACGACUCGCGAUGGCCGGCAAGCAGACGGCGCGCAAGGAGAGCUCGUCGCGCGCGCGCCGCGUCGGCAACAGCGACCCGCGCAGCAUCCGCGGCAAGACGUCGCGCAGCCACUCGCUCGCGCUGCUCGACGCGCUGGCUGCCAUGGCCGAGGCGGACGAGCUGACGGACACGCGCGUGCACAGCUGCCACCUGAAGCGCGUGCACCGCGUCGUCAUCGCGUCCGGCAGCCACCUGCUCAUGCGCAAGGUGGCGCUGCUGGGCGCCACCGCGCAGUCGUACAAGUUCGACUACUCAGAGCCCGUCGUCGCCGCGAUCUGCCGCUACCUCUACUCCGGCAUGCUCGCCGUGAGCGAGGAGGUCGCCGACGAACUGAAGGCGUUCGCCGAAGAGUAUGACCUGCGCGAGGUCUGCGACGCGAUGUUCGUCUUCGGGAAGCUGCGUGAGAUCGCGCGCUCGGGCGGCGACCCCGACGAUGCUGUCGAGACGAUCUUCAAGCGCUCGUUCUACGGCAAGGUGAAGGUGGGCCGCGGCGGCGACGGCAGCGGCCUCGAGUGCGUCUUCCUGAUGCGCGAGCAGCGCGCGAGCGAGAUGGUCGAGACGCUGAAGACGAUGUACCAGAAGCGGCUGUUCACCGACCUGGAGGUGAGCGGCGGCCGCGAGUCGGCGCCCGUCUACGAGGUGCACGCGUGCGUGCUGUACGCGGUGGCGCGCGGCACGGCGUUCGCGCGCGACAUCCGCAUCGCUCACCUGCGCGCUCACCUCGAGCGACACCGGCCCGCGCCGCACUACCCCGCGCUGCUCUACCCCGCGGAACUCGCCGCCACCUUCAGCCGUGCGAAGCCGCUACGCUCGUGGCCCGCGACGAAGGGUCGGCUCACCGACCUCCGACCCGCGAUCAACUGCCUCCAGGGGGCGGGCUCGUCGCUCGCGUACGGCUACCUGAUGUGCGAGUACUGCCUGACGACGGGAUUCGCCGACAUCGAGCAGCUGUUCCGGCAUUUCGGGCGGCCCGUCGACGGCCACUCGCCGAUCACGCAGUACCGGCACACGCGCAUGUUGAAGUGCGCGAGCUGCGGCGUGAAGAUACGCCUGAUGAACAUCGACAUCAAGGAGCACGUCAUCAACCACCACUGCGUGGCGCCACUGACGAUCCUCAGCCACCGCGAGGUCGACGACCACCUGUGCAACGUCUGCGGACACGUGUUCGUCAACCUGCGGUUUCACAUGGCCGACGCGCACGAUGUGUACCUGUAG
Messenger RNA from Priapulus caudatus, 4007 nucleotides. RefSeq lists its product as uncharacterized. The transcript has 13 exons. Gene Ontology annotation, molecular function: protein binding. Lineage: Eukaryota; Metazoa; Priapulida; Priapulimorpha; Priapulimorphida; Priapulidae. The record is from RefSeq and is a predicted model, not a curated record. Bases 240 to 4007 code for a protein of 1255 amino acids.